GGUAGUAGAGAUGGGUGCCUUGAAUUCGGAAAUGCAUUUCUUGCUUUCCUUCUUCAUUCUCGCACUUCCACACUAUACUUUUCCCACAAGUUCUCAGCCAACCUUUUUAUAUCACACCUGUUCCAACGAAGCCAACUACACCAACCACAGCCCUUUCAACAAAAAUCUCCAAACCGUACUUCUCUCCAUCUCUUCCAACACACAAGUCGAUUACGGUUUCUACAACGCCACUUCCGGCCAAGAUCCCGACCGAGCCACCGCUUUGGCUCUUUGCCGUGGAGGCGUUCCAUUGGAACAAUGUAGAAGCUGUGUGUAUAACUCAACGCUCAGAAUUACUCAAGAUUGUCCAAACCAGAGAGAGGCAGAAGGAUGGUACCAAGAUUGUCAAAUUCGUUACUCAAACAACUCGAUUUACGGCGUCGAAGACACCAGUACGCUGAUGUUCUUUUGGAACUAUCAAAGAGCGGAAGACCCAGAUGGGUUCAAUGAGGCACUAAGGAGUUUGUUGGAUCGGCUGCAAUCGGAGGCUGCGGCGGGGAGUUCUAUUAAGAAGUCAGCUCAGGGAGGGGAGAAGAUUCGAAGUCCGAGCAUGGAUACAAUAUAUGGAUUGGUUGAUUGUUUUCCUGAUUUGUCUUACUUGGGUUGUUUUGAUUGCCUCAAUCAGCUUCAAGCUUCUAUUCCUAGUUGUUGUAACGCCAGCAUAGGGGUGAGAUUACUUGCAACUAGUUGUCAACUCAAUUACGAGUUCCACCCCAUUUAUCCCCCGCUUUUGUCUCCGCCUCCACCUCCGCCUCCGCCUCCGCCGCCGCCUUCUCAUUCUCCUCCUCCUCUGCCCUCACCCUCGUCAUAUUCGCCUCCAAAACCUGGAAAUAACGGCAAUACCGGUAUAAGUAGAACUGUUUUAAUCAUUAUGGUGACCAUCGUUUCUGCUGUCAUUCUUCUUGUUGGCAUUUUUAUCACUUUGAUAUUGAGGAACCAAAAUCACAAAAGACCAUUACGCAAUUUCGAAGAUACAUCUCUUGGAGACAUCGGUAGUGAAAUUAGCAGUGUGGAGAUGAUUCAAUUUGAUUUUGAUAGCAUUAAAGUGGCAACAAAUGACUUCUCAACUGAAAACAAGCUCGGACAGGGUGGAUUUGGAGCUGUUUAUAAGGGUAAGCUACAUAAUGGACGGCCUAUAGCUGUGAAAAGGCUUGCUAAUAAUUCCCAACAAGGGGAUGUUGAAUUCAAAAAUGAAGUACUUUUGGUGCUCAAGCUUCAACAUCGAAAUUUGGUUAGGCUACUUGGGUUCUGUUUGCAAAGAAGCGAAAGACUUCUCAUAUAUGAGUUUGUACAAAAUGGCAGCCUUGACCACUUUAUAUUUGAUUUUACGAAGCGGACACUAUUAGAUUGGGAAACGCGUUACAGAAUCAUAAAUGGCAUUGCGAAAGGACUUCUGUAUCUUCAUGAAGAUUCUCGCCAUCGAAUCAUACAUCGUGAUCUUAAAGCUAGCAAUAUUUUGUUGGAUGAAGAAAUGAAUCCGAAGAUUGCAGAUUUUGGUAUGGCCAAAUUAUUUGAAGUAGAUCAGACUCAUGGCAAUACAAAUAGAAUUGUGGGAACUUAUGGCUAUAUGGCUCCGGAGUAUGUAAUGCAUGGACAAUUCUCAGUCAAAUCAGAUGUCUUUAGCUUUGGAAUUUUGGUUCUUGAGAUUUUGAGUGGUAAAAAAAACAAUAAUUUUCACAAUGGAGAAUACUUAGAAGAUCUCUCAAGCUUUGCAUGGACAAAUUGGAGGGUAGGAACGAUUGCAAACGUCAUAGAUUCAACCCUUAGCGGUGGUUCAAGAAUUGAGAUGAUAAGAUGCAUCCAUAUUGGAUUAUUGUGUGUUCAGGAAAAUGUAACAAAUCGACCAACAAUGACUUCAGUAGUCAUGAUGCUAAGUAGUUCUUCUCUCACCCUUCCUAUACCCUCUAAACCAGCAUUCUUCUUGCACAGUGCUACGAAUAGAUCUAACACAUUGCUAAGGCCGUAUGAAACUAAUUGUAAUAGCGUGCCUAUUCAAUUUUCAACGAAUAACAUUUCAAUUUCGAAGAUCCAUCCUCGUUAG
Messenger RNA from Benincasa hispida (wax gourd), 2080 nucleotides. RefSeq names its product cysteine-rich receptor-like protein kinase 10. The record is from RefSeq and is a predicted model, not a curated record. Gene Ontology annotation, biological process: protein phosphorylation. Gene Ontology annotation, cellular component: plasma membrane. Gene Ontology annotation, molecular function: protein serine/threonine kinase activity; ATP binding. NCBI's taxonomy places the organism in Eukaryota, Viridiplantae, Streptophyta, Magnoliopsida, Cucurbitales, Cucurbitaceae.